This is a messenger RNA of Callithrix jacchus (white-tufted-ear marmoset), 11190 nucleotides long. The record is from RefSeq and is a predicted model, not a curated record. Lineage: Eukaryota; Metazoa; Chordata; Mammalia; Primates; Cebidae.
GUUUGUUGUUGUUUAAAUCUUGUUUGUCCCACAGGUCCGUAUAUAAAUUAUUAUGUCCAGGGCCUUGAGCAUAGCCUUUCUUUCCCCCAGUGAGAAACCCAAAAGCAAAGGUUACCCACCUCUGGGUUCAGUGUCUGAGCCUCCUUAUGCAUAGUCCUCAUCCCUCCCCAUACUAUGGACUGGGGUCAUCCCUAAUAUUUACAACCAGAAAUAAGAGUAUAUUACUCAAGAGGCUGAGGCAGGAGGAUCACUUGAGCUCAGGAGUUCAAAUCCAGCCUGGGCAACAUAACGAGCCUCUUAGCUCUAACAAAAUAAUAAAGAAAUAAACAUGGAGGCCUUUAGCCAGGCCCGAUAUCCUAGUAUCGUAGUUGACAAGUUCAAGCUCAAUCUGUAUUCCCCAGCAACCAUUCUUUAUUUGAUUGAUUGAUUGAUUGAUUUUUUGAGACAGAGUCUUGCUCUGUUGCCCAGGCUGAAAUGCAAUGGUGCAAUCUCAGCUCACUGCAAUUUCCACCUCCCAGUUUCAAGUGAUUUUCCUGCCACAGCCUCCCAUGUAGUUAGAAUUACAGGUGCGUUUCACCACGCCUGGCUAAUUUUUGUAUUUUUAUUAGACAGGGUUUCACCAUGUUGGCCAGGCUGGUCUCAAACUCCUGACCUCAGGUGAUCCACCUCUGAAAGUGCUGUUAUUACAGGUGUGAGCCACCACACCUAGCCUCUGACAGCCAUUCUUUCCUCACCCUUUGAGUGGCAAAAUCAGUCCUCAGGAGGAUAAAGCUGGGAGAGCAGCCCACUAAGGCUCUGGAAGCAAAACUGUGGUCAUUUGGGCAGAGAAUUACAGCACCCUGGGUGUCUAGAGCGUGAUCUAAACAGGGAGUCAAGGCCUUCUGUUCCAAAGGGAAGAGUGUGGCUAAAGGAGGGUCGGGUCAUGUCCCCUGUGGUUGGUAUUGCCUAUGGCCUUUCUCCCUCACCAUAUACUCAGUCCACACCCCUCCCUUCAGCUCCCUUUGUGCCUCCCCAAGUGAUAUCACUGGGGUGUAGUGUGUAUACAAAACAGCUGCCAAACAUGUGUUGCCAAAGCUUCUAAAGCAGGAAGAAGGGACAACAUGGAUUUCUCACCUUCACCUUCCAGACGGCCCCCGUUACUCCACUCACACUUGAGACUGCCUCGAACCCUGCUUCUCCUCAGUCUUUCACGUAUCUGACUUCCUGUCUUCUCCCAGGCCCUCACUCUACCUUCGCCUGCUCCCCUGCUCUCAUUCCAUGUCUGUUUGUGCAGCCUGAGGCUCCCCCUCCCACCUGGAGCCAUUCCUGGAUCAUCCUGGAGCUCCUGCCCCAUCCCUCAGAGCCCAAACUGCCUCUCUUGGAGAGAAGCUGUCAACUCUGUGACUGCUCCUGGCUGAGUUAGUGGGUGCAGGGUCCAGUCCACACAGGACUGGGGACUAUUUGGGCCCUGAGGAUGGUGAUAUUCUGAGCUCAAACCAUUCCCUCAGGCAGAGAGCCUGGCAGCGUUCUAGGGAGGUACCUCCUCCCCACUUCGCAGUGACAGGGAGGCGGCUUUUGUAGUCAGGCCAUCUGCCUUCUCUGUCUCCCCACCUCCCACCAGCAGCCCUUUCUCUAGGCUUGGCAAGGUUUCCCCGAAGGCUGGACGUAUGUACAAGGACUCCCUUAGCUCUGGGCAAGGACCAUUUUUAAUUUCUCCACUUUGACCUUCCUGCCUCUCUAGUCUGUAAACAUCAGAGGCAGCCUUUCCUAUACCACCUCUUCCUUCCAUACCACAGUAUCUUCCUAGGGACCCCCUUGAGCUGUCUGGCUCACUGCAAGCACAGGACCCCAUGAUAAUCCUCCAAAGAGUGAAAAGAGAGAUGCUAACAUUUCCUUUGGGUGUACAACAAAUAACCCUCGGCCCAUCUCAAAGCCCCUUCCUACUUCCCCCACUUUCUUUGGCUGUUCAUUCCCUCCCAACAGGGACAGGGGCUGAGCUUCCACCUCUGCUGUCCUAGCCCCGAGCCCCAAGCUCUUUCUUCAUCUUGUUGGCUACCCUGGCUAGAGAGAGAACAGGGGCAGGUGGAAGUCAACCAGUCAGAGUGACAUGGCAACACCUGGAGAAGUGUCAGAAAAGUAGCUAGGCCAGAGUGAGGUAAGAGGCAGCGAGAAACAGGAUUCUGGGUACCCAAGGGGAAGGGGACAUUCCUUAUCUAUCUAGGCUAGAAAACAGUAUAAGGAAAAGUGGCAAGAGUCCAGACCCAAAAACCCAGAAACAUUGAAAUCGUUGGUAAGCAUACAAGGCACUGAGGGUGUCAGCCUCCCUUCUCUCCAUAGGGAAACUGAGUCAUUCCUUUUCCCGAAGUGGAACAUUUUUCUCUGGAAGCUUGCCUGGGUCCCCCCACUAUGGGCAGCAGGUGGAUGGGAAAAGAAAGACAGUCACUCCCACACACUCAUACACAGCUGGCUCCAAACCAGUUUCCUCCCCAUACCAGUCACCAAAGCAAAAUCCCUGCUUUCUAUCUAUCUGGGGGAGGGGGUAAUGGAAAAGAGGCUGCAAGGUGGCUGCACCUCAGGGACUCAGCUCAGGGUGUCACUUCCACCCACAGCGCCUGUCCCCCACAGGUGCUGUCUCUGUCUUCCCACUGCCCCUGGAGAGUGAAAGGCAGAAUUUGAAUCAACUCUUGGAGUGGCUUCCCCUCUAACACCCGGAAGGAUGGCCUUCCUUCUCCAUAUUCCUCGCACAGAGAAGAGAGGCCUGUGAUCCUGAGGCCUGGACCAGACAGUGGCUGAGUAGCGAGUGAGAAUUACACAGGACAUCGGUCCCCACCUCCAGAGCCCACGCCACAAGCCAGGCACCGUUCCCACAGACUUGCUCCCUCUUCACAAUACCCUAAGGGGUAGUGGUGAUUAUUACCUGAAUUUUACAGAUGCAGAAAGAUUCUGGCACUAGAAGCUUCCCAGAGGACUGGUCUCUAUCCCCUUCUCAGAGUUCCAGAACGUUCCCAUUGCUCCAGAAGAAGACCCCGUGAAAACACGGAGCGGUCACUCCCCACGCACCCUCCCCUGAGCCCGCAGGAGCCUCUGAUCUGCUUUCGAUCCAGGGCAGGACGUGGGGGCUUUUGUGUGAAAACAAGUCUCAAGUGGGCUCUGCAGCAGAAUGCCAGCCUGGCAUACACUUCCAGCCUCGGUGAGUGGCAUCUAAGAAACGUGGCUUGGGUGGGCAGGGACCUUCCCCCACCCCCGACCUCUGCCUCAGCCCCCCCGGCCUCAGCUGCUCCAAGACUUAGAGGCACGGAAGCCCUGGGAUGGCCUCCUCAGGGUGUGCUGGGGAGGGCUCUUUGCCAUGUUCAGAACUUGCCCCUGCCUGGCUCCCCUGAAGCUCACCUGAGCCUCUCUGAACCCCUAGGUGACAGGGAAAGAAACCCUCAGAUGGACUAUCACGCACCCUCCCCCCACCGGCCCCAGGCAUUGAUGGGGGGGUGGCAUUUUCUCUUCAUUCCUCUAGGGGCCCUGGCUCCACUCCGCUUCCCACCCCUCCUGCCCCCUCCAGAGCAGGUGUGACCAUGUGAUCAAUACGGAGCUGGUCAAUCCAUCUGUCCCUCUGCUUGGCUGAGGCAGCUGGCAAUGAUGACCACCUUGGGACCCCACAUGUGCCCCCAAGACUGUGGCAUGUAUCACCCCUUCAUUGCACAGGUGGGGAAAUCGAGGCCUCCAGUGGGGUCAGGCCUUCCCAAAGUUCUCAGCAAGUCUGUGGGGUGGGAAGGGGUGGAAACCCGCUCAGCUGGCCCCUCUUUCAGACAUCAUGUCUGUGACACGUGUGGUCCUGGGCGCCCUGUGUCCCCGUGGCCAUGCCCCAGGGGUCCUGAAGUGCUAAACCACAGAUUCAUUAAAUGCUGACUGAGUGUCUGCUCUGAGCUGGACAACAGGCCCAUGUAUCCAGGGAGGCGUAAGCCAGGGACCCUGCCCUCAUGACGGAGCUGAUGGUCUCAUUGGGAGCUGGAUGACACUGAGAUGUCAGGUGGAAGUGAGCACUGGGAAGAAAAAUCAACCCACAAAAUGGGAAGGAAAAGGUCAGGGAAGGCCUCUUGGAGGAGACGGCAUUUGAGCAGAUGCCUGAAGACAGUGUGGGAGUGAGCCACGAGACACCAGCAGGAAGAGCUUUCCGGGCGGGGAGCAGCAGUGCAAAGGCCCUGUGGUCGGCGGGUGCUUAGCACUCGAGAAAGUUGCUUCAGAGCCGGCAGAGCUCAUAGGUCUGGCCCCUACUGCAGACACUCAGCCUGGCUUCCAUGGAUUCAUUCUACCUACUUUAAACAUGCCAACUAGGGGCCAGCAUUUUCAAAUCUGAAAUUUGUUUCCAUAAAAAGUCCCGAUUUCCAGCCUUUCUUAAGGAAUUGAGACCUAGAGUCAGGAGCGUCCACCCCUUCGGCCUGCAAUUCCUCCCCACUUGCCUCUCCUCCUUCACCCUCUCGCUUGAGUCCUGCGAGGACCUGGGUGCGUGGCCCUGGCAGGAGGAUGUGGACAGUGCACAGAUGGCACCUGUGUCAUCGCAGAUUUCUGCUUCUUUUUUUUUUUUUUUUUUGAGAUGGAAUUUCAUUCUUGUUGCCCAGGCUGCAGUGCAAUAGUGUGAUCUCGGCUCACUGCAACCUCUGCCUCUCAGGUUCAAGCCAUUCUCCCGCCUCAGCCUUCUGAGUAGCUGGGACUACAGGUGUGCGCCACCACGCCUGGCUGAUUUUUGUAUUUUUAGUAGAGAUGAUCUGCCUGCCUCGGCCUCCCCAAGUGCUGGGAUUACAGGCGUGAGCCACUGCACUGGGCCAGGUUUCUGCUUCUUUAUCUUCAGCCUGGAGAAAAACAUUGUUGAUUGAAGCCAGGUUGCCACCCAACAAGGCAGGACUGAAAGGUCACCGAACAGUCUUGACAAGGUGCUCCUGGUUAUCACCCAUCGCUGGCAGUUUGCAGCAAUCUCUCCACCUCUGGAAAGUCGGGGGUGGUUGGGCCUUGCUGGGCUGGGCUGCCCUUCAUUAAAGUCUCGGGCAGGUCACUUUGUCACUUGGUCAAGGUCCUCCACACCUCUGUGCCUGUUUUCUUGUCUGGAGAAUGAGAGAAAUGAACACUGGGCUGCCUAGCUCAGGACAGAAACAAGAGCAGUCAGGGGCCUUGAUGGUAAGACAGAAUGUUUCGGGACAUGCCAGCCCUCAGGUUUCAGCCAAACCCAAGCUGGCAUUCAGGGCCCCUGAGGUCUCAGCUCGGAUGUACCCAGUGUCCAUCCCCCUUCCUUCUUCCCACCUGGGGCCCCAGCCCCCUGGCUGAUCUCCCACCCUGCAUCCAUUCACUGUGCAACGUCUGCUUUUGAGCAACUGAUGUAGACCAGGCCCCUGCUAGGAUGCGUGGUGGGUCGGGGCUUGGGCAGGCCCCUGGGACCGGCUGCUGCAGGCCAAGCUGUGCUUCCCCCAUCUGAGCCUGCCAGGUGGGCCCCUGCUCUGACCCCUCAGGUCACUUCCCAGCAUCCUUUGCUCUCAGGCUUCUGCAUUUGGUGGUGGUGGGGGAAGGGGGCACGUCUCUCCUUGGAUGACCUCCUUGGCAGUAGCCACAUCCCCCGCUUGGCUCCAGACACCCCUGAAGAGGCUCCAGCUCUCCCUUCCCAUGAUACAGCCCCUGGGACUGGCGACCCCACUGCUUUCCUCCCUGCCGCCAUCCCAGUCUGGAGGCUGUUUCAAACGGAAGACCAAGCCUCUGCGGGAGCCCCGACCAGGCCCUAAGCCAGCUCCAGAGGGCUUCCUGGAGAAGAGUUUUGGCAAGAGUAUUCAAGGCAGAAGAGACAGCCUGGGCAAAAGCCUGGAGGUGGGGAAACUGAGACCUCCUGGAGGCCAAGGCAGGCUGGAGGGAGGGAGGAGGACAAGGCAGGUCAUCAUGGCAGGGCUGCUAGGCCUUCCCCAGGGCCACACUAUGACUUUCAAGCACCCAGGGCACUUUGGCCUAUAUGAGUCCCUUUCUCCAUAAAAAAAACACUAACACAUAUACUUUAUGACUUCAUUGGAAUAGAGAGAAACAUAAUUCGUUAGUCAUCCAUUCACCCAUUCAUUCCCUGUCCAUCCAUCUAUCCCUCUAACUCCAUUCACUCACCUAGCCAACCACUCACCCAUCCAUCCAUCUAUCCCUCCAUCCAUCCCUCUAUUCAGCCACCCUCCAUUUAUUCACUGACCCACCCACUUAACUCAUCCAUCCACUCACCCACCCAUCCAUCUCUCCAUACACCCAUCCAUCCACACAUCUUUACCCACUCAUGCAUGCAUCCAUUCGUCUAUCCAUCCACCCACCCAUGCAUCUACCCAUUCAAAAUCCACCAACUCUUUCACCAAUUCUCCCACCCAUUCAUUCACCCACUCAUUUAUUCAUCCAUCAAUUCAUUCAUCUACCCACCCACCCAUCCACUUACCCAUUUGUCUGUCUGUCCACUCACACAUCCAUCCAUUCAUCCUACCCACCCACCCAUUCACUGAUCCAUUCAUCGAUCUGUGCAUUCCAUUCAUUCAUCCACCCAGCAUGCAUCUGCCCAUCCACGCAUCCAUGCACCCUCUCACCAAUCCACCCAGCCAUCAUUCAUCCAUCUAUCCAUCCAUCCAUCCAUACAUACAUCCAUACAUCCAUACAUCCAUACAUCCGUACAUCCAUCCAUCCAUCUGUCCAUACAUACAUACAUACGCACAUCCAUCCGUCCGUCCAUCUGUGUCUGUCCGUCCAUCCAUCCAUCUGUACAUCCAUCCAUCCCUCCAUCCUUCCAUCUGUCCGUCCAUCCAUCCAUCCAUCCAUCCAUCCGUACAUCCCUCUUAGCUCCUCUGCUCACCCCAUUCGGUUGUCUGUCUGCCUGCGCAUAUACUCACCCACCUGCCCAUUCAUCCAUCUACUCACAUUCCCUCUGUUUCCAUUCUUCAUUAUUUGCUACAUCAGCCUCUGCAAUCAUCUCUUCUCUCUGGAGAUUUUUCUAGCUUCUGAUCCCAACCUUCCCAUCACAAGCCCUCUCUUCACUUCCCAUUGCUCACAGACCCAAACCCAAACUUCAGACUCAGCUGGCUUUCAAAGCCUUGAAUCUAUCUUGUCUCCUCUCACUGCUUCCACUGUGGACCUGGAAGUUGUGUGGGGCCUGGGCACUGUGCCUACUGUGCCCUCCCUGGCCUUCUUUGUCAGCUGGGGCCUGUACCUGGGGACUUGAAUCCAGAGAGGAGAGGUGAAGCAUGAACAUGGGAACAAGAGAGGAAAAGGUGAAUGGGACCUGAUUAACGCACCAGCCUCAGCUCCCCACCGGUAAUGAGGGGAUGGAGUGCCUAUGUCCUCCCCACAAUCUAGGCUGCUUUCUGGGCUCCCUGAGCUGCCGUGAGGGCCAAGGUGGUGGGGAUCAUGGAGGGGGCUGAUCACUCUUCCCUCUCUCCUGCCACUUACCCCUUAACAGCCUGGCUGACCUGGAACAGAACGGAAGGGCCUGCUGUGGGAGGAGCAGCCCCAUUAGCACUGUUCCCAGCCCCUAGGGAGGCCAGGGGUCACCACAACCCAGCUGCAGGGCCAUUAGCAGCUCAUUAGCCCUGUCCCUCCCUCCCAGCCCCCACUCUGGCUCCAUUCACGACCUACCCUUCUUGGCAGACCUUCUGCCCCUUCACCAACGCCCCCCACCACAGGCCUCAGAGGCCCCAUCCAAGGUCAAGGUGUCAAGUUCCAGUGAGCAUGGGCAGGGCUGCAGCUGACCAUUGCAGAGCUGGGGAGGACAAAGGAAAUCCAGGUGUAAGUGGCAGCUGGACCCACCCAUCUCUGAGGCAGGUAGUGAUGGCCAGUGGAGCACUGUGUGGGCUGCAGGGCCAGUAAUCCAGGCGCCUAUGUCAUCUUUGCCAAGAAGGGGUUGCAUUGCUGAUUUCUGACUGUCUCCCCUAGUGUAUGUGAACUACCCUUAUGGAGGGGCUGUGCCCCAUCAGUCAGUCAAUCAACAAAAGUUUGUUGCACUAACAAAGCAUCAAACCUGGUGUGGGAGAGCCCUGACCUUAGGCUCUCCUGGUUACAGAAUUCAUUCAUUCACUAACGGAUAUUUAGUGAGUGCUCACUGCAUGCCAGGCACUGGAACACAGCAGGGAGAGAGACUCCAGUAGAGGAGGCGACAGUGAACACAGAAAGCAAUCAGUGGGACAAUUUCUGAAAGGAAAGGGCUGUGCAGGAGAUGAAGCAGGCAUCAGGAGACAGGUGUGGGGUGGCUGCUGUUGUCUGAGGGUUUGGGGAGGCCUCUUCCAGGAGGCCGGGUGGUGAGAAGGAGCCUGCCAAGUGGAGGACAAAGGCUGAAGGUCCCGGGCAGUGGAUGCCAGGUUCAAGGGUCCCGAGGUGGGGGGGAAGCUAGCAAGCCCUUGAGGCUGGGGGAGAGGGAGGGAGGUGGGAGGUGGGAGGUGGCAGAGGGAGGUUGUCGAUUCUCCCUGCUAUGCUAAGCCUGCAGGCUCAGGUCUGACUCCAGUCUCCCAGAAGUCCCUUGGCUGUGCGUGAGGCCCUCAGAGGCAGCAGGAAGGCCUGCGGGUGUGGGGGCACUGCCUGUGUCCUGGCAACCAUGGGGGCUUCAGCCAGGUGUGGGGAGCAAAGAGGGGACUUGCAUCUGCUGGGAUCUGAGCAGCCAGGAGUCAGAAUCCUUGUGAAACUCAACAUCAGACUCUCCGCAUUAGAAUUAGAAUUAGAAGCUCUUAGCCCUGGCAUUCCAGGCUGGCGGGAAGCUUGGCAGGGGCCUCACAAUCUGGGCUGAGCCACACCCUGAAGCGAGCUGUCCCACCUGGAACACGUACCAGGCCGUGGAGGGCCUGACCCUGCCUGACCUGAGUUUCUUUGUUCCUCAUGAGGACCUGAUGAGACAGAUGCCAUUCUUCUCCCCAUUACCUAGAUGAAGUCACUUGUUCCAGGUCACUCAGGAAGGGAUAGGGGUUCCUGACCUCUGGGUGGGGUCAGCGUGGGGAGGAGGAAGGUGUGGCAGAGAGGGCGUGUGGCUGGAACACUAUUGUUAGCACUGCCUGCCCUGCGUGCCAGGGGAGGGGAAUCAGAGACGGCCUUCAGGGGAGGGAGAGCAGGAAGUGAUGUCUUAAUUGAGAUCCUCAAGGAGAAACAGCGUUACAAGCGCUCAAUUAUUUUAUAAUGAGAGUGUGCAGGGAGAGCCACAGACAUUUUCCAAGCUGAAGUGUGCGCAAGCAUGCACGUGUGUGUGUCAGUGUGUGUAUACAUGUGUGCAUGCCUGCAUGUGUGCAUGUGUGCGUGCAUCCAUGGGCGAGUGUGUCUGUGUGCAUGUGUGUGCAUGCAUGCAUGUGUAUGUGUGUAUACGUGCAUGCAUGUACGAGUGUGAGUGUGUGCAUAUGUGCAUGCAUGUAUGUGUGUGCAUAUGUGCGUGCAUGCAUGCAUGCACGUGUGUGUGCAUAUGUGCAUGCGUGCAUAAAUGCAUGCAUGUGUGUGUCGGUGUGCAUAUGUGUGUGGUGUGUGCAUGCAUGUGUGCGUGUGCAUAUAUGCAUGCAUGUAUGUGUGCAUGUUCACGUGCCCACAGGCGUGUGGUGCUGACUGGCAGGGUGGGACUGUCCCUUUCUUCUGGUUUUGAGGAGAGGGCCCCUCGCGUGUGCUGCCUUCUGCCCCACAACGCUUCUUGUGGUCCUUCCAGCCCACAAUGAGCCACCAGUGCGAGAAUUUCAGCCUUUGCUGGACAGGCAGAUACUGGGGCCUCAACAGCCCUUCCAGGAAGGGGACACCUUGGGGAAAUUCCCCUAAACAUUGAGACCCUUUCUCCUUGCUGGGUAGAAAGGGGCCUGGCUGUGAGCAGAGGCUGCACUGGGAAGGAAGGACCACACUCAGGUCCACUGGGGCCAGGACGAAAUUGACCACCCUGCCUCAGCUCCCCACAGUGCUCCUGAUGAGACCCCAGCUCACCUGGGGCACCUCUGUGACCUGCUGCUGCCCUGUGAUCCUGCCCCAUGCUCAUCCAGCCAGGUUCCUGCUUCCAGGCCUAUGCUUCGCAACACCUUGGCUCUGUUCAGAGCUGAAAAGCCUCCUGUCUCCCACUUCCUGGCCUGGUUCAACUACUUCCUCUGCAGCAAAGCCUUUUUGUUUACCUCACCCCAACAGGGAGUCCCCAGCAGGUCCCUGGGUAAAUCAGCCCCUGCCAGGCUGCUAGGUCCCUGCAUCUCUUUCAUGGAGGUUGGGCUAAACUUGAGGAAUUCUGAAGUGAAGGUUUCCACAGCAGUGGGGUAGGGGCCCUUUCCCCUGGGUGCUCUGGGGAGGGCUCGGCCCCCCAGCAUAGCCUGAUCCUGGGCUGAGGCAAAAUAGAGCAAGACAGUAUUGUUUCUAUUUUACAUUGAAAAUGUUACAUUUCAAGCUAACUUUUGAAACAUGAUUUUGUAUUCACAGCUACAGGUGGGACUGAAACAGCAGCUGAGGAGGGGGAGGUGGACUGAGAAGGUUGCUGAAAGGGGCUUGGGACCAGCAGGGUGGGGGAGGGGGGCCCUCCACUUCCCUAUCUGUGAAAUGGAGAUGCUAAUGCUAAUUGUCCUCCUGGUCCCCAGGCCAAGAUGAGGCCUCCAGGGAGGGAGAAGCUGUCAUUACUGAGGCUCAGCAGUUCCUGAGAAUGGCUGCAAUGGCACUGAGGAGGGAGUGGUGGGGGGUGGGGGUGGGGGAGCAGCCCAGCACCUCUAGACAAGGGUGGGGUCCCCUUGGAGUCCUUUCCACUGCCUUCCCUAGCCUCAGGGACCAGGUGUCUGGUUGCAGCUGCUGGAGUGGAUGGAAGGACUUCCUGACCCCCAGCUGGAGCGGAGACCCCCAGCGCUGUCACCCAAGGCCUGUAGAGGCUGGGGGCGGCAGCUUGAGACUGCCAGGGCCUCGGAGCUCUGGGUGGGGAGGAUUAUACAGUUUAACAGGUGCGGAGUGGGGCACCCAGAGGCCUGGGAAGAGAAGGAGGGAGCCCCGGCCAGGCCUCAGUCACUCACUGGCACAUUCAUUCUUGGCUCACCGAUUCUCUUGUUCGCAUCUGUUUCUCCCCACCUUCAUCUCAGCAAAUGUUUCCCAUUGCCUUCCACAGCCAAGCCCCUACCAAGUGCCGAGUGCUGGGGGUGCAGACACAGCCUCUGUCCUUUGGCACCUCCAGUCAGUGGGGGAGGCAGAUGCAUUCCAGGGACCAUCGAAGAGAGCAAGUGCACACAGCCACCCUGAGGGCCUGCAGGG